AUGCCCCGCCCAAUCCGCACCGUCAAGCCCCCCUCCGCACCAGCCGCGACCGGCAAGACCACAACCACAACCACAGCCACAGCCACAAAGAAGCCCACAAAGGCUACAGCAACCACAACCACAGCUACUACCACUACGAAAUCGCGCACAACCCGCUCAGGCACCAAGGACUCGCCCUCCACGCUGCCCACGCCCACCUCCGACGAACCCGUCAAGAAGACCCGCACGACGCGUCGCAGACCCUCCCACGCCCCCGCACCACCCCGCACCACGCGUCGCAAACGCACCACAGAGCCAGAGCCCUCCCUCCCGUCCAGAGAGUCCACGCCCGCGCGCAGCACUGCCUCAGCAGAAAUCCAAGUCCCCGCCUCCAGCAAUGCGGAGAACCACACCCCCACCUCCACAGCAACACCCACACACUUCCACUCCUCGCCCCCGCCCAUGCCCACCACCGCCACAACAGCAACAACGACAAAGCGCCUAAUGGUGCUCGAAUUCGGCUCCGACGCCGGCUACUCCCCGCCGCCGCCGUCGCGCCCCACGUCCGCGCAGCGCCCACGCCUGCGCGAGCUGCAGCCCCUCUCGCUGGAGCCCCUCGACGCCGUCGCCGACUCGGACGCUGAGACAGAGACGGAGGGCGAGAACCGAGACCCCCGCGCAUCGCCCACGCCCAAGCGCGGCCGCAAGGGCGGCUUUGCACCCGUGGAGCUGGAGGACGACGAAGAGCAGCAGGGUGGCAGGGCAGAGAUGUUCUAUAUCCCCGGCGCGGACGACGACGAGGCGUUUACAAUCUACUCGGACCCGAAGUCGCCCGUGCGCCUGCCGGCCAACAACAGCGCCAGCGCCAGCGCGGUGUUCGACGACACUAUGCGCCCGCCAGAGUCGUCCCCGCCGCCGGCGGCGCAGGGGAGGAUGCGGAAGCGCCGCUCGUCCGGCGCCGUGGUCGACAGCGACGACGAUGCUGCUGCCGAAGCGGAGGCGGAAGACGAGGCUGAAGCCGCAACAGACCGCAAGGGGAAGCGCAGAAAGGCCGCCGAGAAGGCAAAGGCAGCAAAGACCAUGACAACAGCAGACCUGCGCGGCCUGCUGCCGCGGCGGAAGAAGGCGGUUAGGGCGGAGAGGGACGAGUUCGAUGUGAUCAGCACCUCGGAGGACGCGGUGGAGGACGACGACGACACGGAUGAGCUGUCGCGGCCGGCGACGCGGGCGGCGGCGGGGAAGAAGAAGAAGGCUGCUGCGGUAGCCUCGAAGGGGAAGAAGACGGCGGCGGCGGCUGCCGCCGCGGGGAAUGUGAAGACGAAGGCGCAGAAGACGACGACGGCGACGACGCUGUCGGGGAGGGUGUCGAAGACGUAUGCGCGCAAGUCCAUCUCGUCUGAGAAGGAGAACGACUCGCCGAACAGGAAUGCGGCGGUUGCGGUUGCGGCGGCGGUCGCGGCGGAGAGUAGUGGGGAUGAGACGGUUGUUCCAGGGGGGGUGGCGGGUGGGAGGAGGAGGGCGGCGAGGAUGAGGGAGGUUGUGGAGAAGUUUAGGGAGGUGGAUAGGUGGGAGAUGGAGUUUGAGGAUGUGUCGCAGGGGAGUCUAGAGGUGAGUGAGGGGAGUGGUGGGGGGAGGUAG
Morchella sextelata is the source of this 1617-nucleotide messenger RNA. RefSeq lists its product as uncharacterized. Bases 1 to 1617 code for a protein of 538 amino acids. The transcript has a single exon. The record is from RefSeq and is a predicted model, not a curated record. Lineage: Eukaryota; Fungi; Ascomycota; Pezizomycetes; Pezizales; Morchellaceae.